Messenger RNA from Colossoma macropomum (tambaqui), 1373 nucleotides. Its product is annotated as macrophage mannose receptor 1-like. NCBI's taxonomy places the organism in Eukaryota, Metazoa, Chordata, Actinopteri, Characiformes, Serrasalmidae. The transcript is spliced from 4 exons. The record is from RefSeq and is a predicted model, not a curated record. Bases 1 to 1161 code for a protein of 386 amino acids.
AUGUUUGACAGUCUUUUUCUAAUGUUCUUCACAGCUGUGUGUGGUCUAGCUGCAUGUGUUCCUCGUCGAUUUCACUUUGUGAAUGAGAAUAAAACCUGGACUGAAGCUCAGAGCUACUGCAGAUGGAAAGACGCAGAUCUGGCCACCAUCAACAACAUGGAGGAGAUGAAGAAGCUGAAUACCACUCUUAAGAAACAUCUGAACGACACCCCCAGCAGCUCUGUUUGGAUCGGCCUAGUCAGAGGGGACACUGACCAAUGGCUGUGGUCUCUGGCAGAUGGAAACUUCUACAGAAAGGGAGACACUUACCGAAACUGGGCAAGUGGAGAACCCAAUAAUCUUGGAGGUGUCGAGAACUGUGUUGUGAUGAAGAAAAGUGACGGAACCUGGUUUGAUGACAGAUGUAGCAGCCUAUACACAUUUGUGUGCUAUGACGAAAAGAACACAAACAACGGAAAUUACAUAGUUUUUAUUUCUACCACAAAGACCUGGAGUGAGGCUCAGAGCUACUGUAGAGAGGAUUACACCGACAUGGCCAGUGUGAGGAACCAGACUGAGAACCAACAGAUCUGGAAUUUUGGAGUAAAUUCAUCGUAUGGCGGUCCUUGGACUGGCCUGUUUAGAGACUCCUGGAAGUGGUCAGAUCAGAGUGCCUCCUCAUUCCGAUACUGGGCAUCUACACAGCCGGAUAAUCAGGGUGGAAAUGAGAACUGUACUGCAGCGUCUAUGACUGACCAGGGUCACUGGUAUGAUAUGACCUGUGACAUAAAGUUGCCAUUCGUCUGCUUUGAGAAUAAGCUGAUCCUGAUCAAUCAGAAUCUGACCUGGAGAGAAGCUCUGAGAUACUGCAGAGAUCAUCAUGUGGAUCUGGUCUCAGUUCUCUCUGAGGAGAUCCAGCUCUGGGUGAAGGAGGUGGCACAGAAAGCCUCCACUGAACAUGUGUGGCUGGGUCUGCGUCACACCUGCACUCAGGGUUUCUGGUACUGGGUGAGCGGUUUUUCCAUCUGCUAUGAGAACUGGGCUCCAGGUAACGGGACAGGAGGAGAAGACUGCAGCUCUGUAGAGAGAACCGGAGCGGUGCAGUCUAGUGGAGGUCAGCAGUGGGUCAGCCUGCCUGAGGACCAGAAACUCAACUUCAUCUGCAUCACUUAUGAAGGUUAGUCAGUGGUUUUUAGAGGCCUGUACAGGAUGUCCAUGUUGAUAAAACCUCUAAUAUUUAUUUUCUUUCUGUUUUCCAACAAUGAAGACUGAGACCAGGCAUGCCUCUUCUGUAUCCAGCACCAGCGGAUCCAUGUCAGAAGAACAUCUUAUUAUGUUGUUAAUUAUUAUUAUCACUUUUAUUGCUUUAUAUAAUGGAGUGGUAAAUUACUAUG